Molecule: messenger RNA, 4939 nt
Organism: Colossoma macropomum (tambaqui)
Lineage: Eukaryota; Metazoa; Chordata; Actinopteri; Characiformes; Serrasalmidae
Product: CMRF35-like molecule 6
Exons: 6
Coding region: 3568-4647 (359 amino acids)
Cellular component (GO): plasma membrane; cell surface
Molecular function (GO): transmembrane signaling receptor activity
Source: RefSeq, a predicted model, not a curated record
UUCAAAUAAUGUCAAAAACUGAAAAACAAACAUGGGGAUAUGAGGUUUUGUUCCAAAAGCAGUGAUAUAUUCAAUCAGCAGUUUGUCUCUAUAAUCAUUAUCAUUUUUGGGGAUUUGACUGUUGUCCAGUACAGUAUUGGGGAUUUAGCAAAUUCAUUCAUAUAAGGGUCUGGACAUAAGUGUAACAGUGUAUGCAAGUAUUUGCAAAUUGAGCUACAGAUAUCCAGUUUUAUUAAAAACCCAGUGAGAAAUAAAUGAGAACAUUUUGGAAACUGUGGUCACGGAAGGAUAAGCGGUUUAGAUGAUGGAUGGAUGGAUGGAUGGUCACGGAAUCUGUAUUCAAGCAUGGAAAAAAAACUGUGUGAAGAAAAGAAAAUUCAGUACUCACAGUGCUUGUUAGCAAUCAACUGUAAAAUCACCUGUUCCAAUAGUCUUUGAUCAGUUACCAUUGUGAAAAAAACAAAGUGAUGUCAGCGUAAAAACUUUCUUUUCGUAAAAACUUUUUCUUUUUUUUCGUAAAAAGUUCCUUGUACACUGUUUCAUUCACUGACAUGAUUCUUUCCUGAAAAACUGAGAAAGGGAAAACAGGUAUAAUGCAUUAUAUUGCACCUGCAGUAGGUAAAUUACAGAGGCCUGCUGGCAACAUCCCAUAUAAAUAAAAAUAAUGCUUAAUUAUCUUGUUCCCACACCUUACUAAGUUGUGCUCAUGCAUCAUUUUUAUUUCUAUAGGAUGUCACCAGCAGGGCUCUGUACUAAAUAGCUAAAUCACUGAAGCUAAGCCGAACCAAGUCGUAGUGCAGAAACAGAAGAAUUCCUACACACAUCGAAGGGUAAAACACUGACCUGGUCAGUAAUUCAUCCCUGGCUCCCCCACUGAUUCUGCCCUGCUGCCUACACAGCGGAAGGUGUAUAACUAAUGUUGGAUUGUCUGUGAAUGUACACUGAUCAGCCAUAACAUUAUGACCUGUUUCUACACUCAUUGUCCAUUUGAUCUGCUCCGCUGACCAUAUAGCAGCACUUUGUAAUUCUACAGUUACAGACCGUAGUCCAUCUGUUUCUCUACAUACUCUGUUGGUGAUAUCAGAUCUCAGUUGGAUAUUCGCUAUAGAUUUGCACUUAGACUGCACUUUAACAUUCUAGAGAACCUAAAUUUGACUGUCUCUUCAGUUAUAAAAGGAGAAACAGAGGAGAAAAACAGUUUGAUACAGUUCGGGGAGAAAGAGAGAGUGACAAAAAGAGGAAGUGAGAGAGGAAGAGAGCAGAUAGAGGGAGAGAGAGUGCGGUGUUUAAAGGGCGUGAAAAGUGGGAGUGCUGAGGGCUUUCAGAUGGAAGUAUUUUGUGUGUGUGUGUGUGUGUGUGUGUAUGUGUGUGUGUUUUGUAGCUCAUUUACAUAUAUGAGUCUUAAAGACACAGUAACAAAAGCAGCCUGUUUAGUUCUAAGGGAUAAAGAGAGAUAUACAAAUGAAUUAUGACUGUUUCAGUACAUACACUUACACAAACAUCAUUAGAAAGUACGAGCCCUCUUUAAACAAUUACAUUUUGUUAAAGAAAGGAAAGUAAGAAAGGGCAGGCAGAGGACCAAAAAAACUUGUGACAAACGGAGAGCGGCAGAGAGGAAGUAGGACCAUUUAUUUGGUGGUGCAAAAUCAUCUAAAGAACCUGAAUAACAAUGAGGCUCAUAAAUCCAGAAACUGUGAACUUUCUACUCAUUGUCAUCCUCCAGAGUGUCCCAGGUAAGAGCUUAAUGUGCUUAUGGGGGUCUACUGCAGAUGCCUGUGUUUGAUUUUGGUUGUUUCACCCUUUUUACAUAGAGCACUGAAAUGGAUAGUUUACACUUCUCAUGAAGUCAUGUGAUCUGUAGGUGCCUUUUUAAGUGAAAAGAAAACGAUCUACCAAAACUAAAAAGCUUUGAUUUUUGCCAUAAACUCAUUUUGAAACAAGCAAACAAAUGCAUCAAAUUAGACUUCACACUUAAAGGAAGGGUUGAACAAUUUUUAGUUUGUUUGUUUUUGUGCACUGGAGCUACAGAAAAAAUAAAUGAAUUAAAAUAGAGUGACUUAGACUUCUAUUAUAUUAGACCUGUAGCUCCAGCAAAAUAUCUGCAACUCUGCCCAAAUUAUUCUUGCUUCAUUCUGACACAUUUAAUUUGAUAUUUUAACCAACAUAAGACCUUUUGUGUCACACCCAGAGUGGUUUAAAGAAUAAGGCUAAGACCUAACAAGUUAUCGUAGUGACCCAAAGUCUUUUUGGAUAACAUAGGCUUCUAUUUUAUUAGCUUGUAACUCCAGUCCAAAAUAAAUCCAUGCCUUGAGUAAACAACAACAUUUGGGGUCAUCAGUAAUUUGUGUAAAUUUGAUUUUUCUGUGAACCUUGUUUAGUCCAGGCCUGCCCUGAUCAUGAAAGUUUAGCUGAUGAAUAAUUUCUAUUACAUGAUUAACAAAAUAAUUCAGUUCUUCUUUUUUGUUCAUUGAAUGCAACUAUUAAAGUGUAAGCUUAAAGUUGCCAAACUGGCUGAUUAGCUAUUUUGCUUCUUAGCUGUCGAUACUUACAAUGAAAACAGCUCAAGCUCAAAUAAAGAAACAUUACUCGCUGCUGCCCUCUAGUGUUAUAGCACCAGAGGUUUGAACUGUUGUUAAUUCUUUAAGACCCAGGAUGCGUUUUGAUAAAUGCACUUUCUUUUAUUUACAUGUAUUUCCCUGAACCCAACAGAUGAAAACAUAUGCAACUUCCAUUUUCUUUAUGAUGUAAACAUAUGAUUGUGGUUAUGUAGUAAUUGUGACAGGCCUAGUUUAGUUGUCCGUUAAAGUGUUGAUGUUGGCAUCUACAAGAGGUAUCGUGUUGUUUAGGUUACAGUAUAUGGCCAAAAGUAUGUGGACAGUUGACGUGUAUGUGUGCAAUGAUGUUAUGUUAGCACUAGUACAAAAAGAUGUUGUGGCACUUCACAGGUCUCAGAGGAGGCCUGUGCCAGUUUUGCCCUCCUAUUACUGGUAUUAUUGUUUGAUUGGGGGAGUCCUAACUAGUGACUGGAAUUUGACAGGUUUAAUUUGGGAAAAGUGGUAAACAAAAAAAAUUCACAUUUGUCAUAUUGUGGUUAGUGGGCUUGAGGUUAGGGUUCUGUUCAGGACACUGGAUCUUCUCCACACCAACCUCAUCAAACCAUCAUGAACUCCAUCAUGCUGAAACAGGAAAGGGCAUGAUCUGUUGUUUCUCCUACACAAUUCCAUUUCACAAUAAUAGCACUUAAGUUGACUAGGGCAGAUCUAGUAGUGCAGAAGUUUCACUGACUUGUGGCGGCCUAUGACAGUGCCACGUUAAACGUCACUGAGUUCUUCAUUGUGACCCACUGCAUGGCUAAGUGCUCAAUUUUAUAUACCUGUUAGCAAUGGGUGUGGCUGAAACACAAAGUCAAUAAUUAGAGGGGUGUCCACAUACUUUUGGCCAUAUAAUGUAAUUUGCUUCAAGAACAAGCAAAUUGCUGUGUUUUUGGGUUCACCUCCAUGUACGGGUAAGAUGUGAGACUGAAGAGCUAAAUUACACAGCAUAUGAAGGAGGACAAGUCAGGAUCAGAUGACAGAGGCUGGACAGAGCAGGAAAUUCUUGCUGCAUGACAACACGUCAGCCCAUAUCUUCACUCUCACCAUCACUCAUCUGGAACUGGAGGAUAAAGGCACAUACUGGUGUGUAAGAAGGGGCAACUCGUCUUCUGACAUUUACAGGACAAAGAUCCACCUAGAUAUUAAACCUGAGUUGACUUGUGAAUUGGGUCAAAAUGUAUCUAUUCAAUGCCACUAUAACCAGGAACUCAGGAGUUCAGUAAAGUUCCUCUGCAAGGAACUGAACUCAUCUGACUGUGCAGAGGGAGGAGUCAAAAUUACUUCAGCCGAUCCUCAAACUGACCGAGUGUCUCUGAGUGAUGAUGCUUCUGCUGGAGUCUUUACUGUGACCAUUGCUGGUCUGAAAGAGGAGGAUUCUGGGACGUACUGGUGUGGGGGUUCGACAGGGUUGGAGCAUGUGCUCAUUUCUUCUGUGGAUCUUGACAUUUUUCAAGAUGCAGAAUCAUCACAUGACUCCAGCACACCAAUGAAACCAAAGAAGGUCACAACAAAGACCCAAUUAGACAACACAACUAAUUCUGUGACUUCUGUUGUGUUGAUUUUACCACCACCUUCAUCAGAGUCAGGCAACUUCGUGCUCAGUAUUUCCUCUGUGGCAGUGGGCAUUCUGCUGUUUGGUGUCAUACUCUACUCAUUUCUCAGAUGGACACGAAAGAAACGUGAUCGUGGCUCCUCAGCUGAAGUUAAAGAGGGAGAUAACACAAGGCUCCCUCCUCCUGCUGCAGACUACGAGGAGAUUAAAGACAUCAAAGAUCAUCCAGACACUCACAAUAAAGCAUCCACUGUUUACGCGACUGCUGAAUUACCCACAGACCCAUUAGAUUCACCCACAGACCCAUUAGAUUCUCCUACAGACCAUACUGAUGGUCAUGACUAUGCUAUGGUGACCCUCCAUCCAAAUCCAAACAGUACAGAUCAGACUGACAGUCUUGACUACUCCACAGUGACCUUCCAGCCAAACAGCUCCGAUGAGGUUCAUGCUUCAGAGGAGAUGUGCACUUACUCCACUGUCAGUCACUCUCAAUCAGAGUAAAUAGAUGGAGAGCCAUGGGAGCGUCAGAUGUCAUGUAAAGUCAUGGUUAUUAUAUGGAGGGUGCUGUUGGUAAAGUGUGCACAGGAGAUAUUUGAGUUUAGCUGUGACUGUUUUUGUCAUCUGUCUGUUUAAUCAUUUUUUGAGACUUGUUUUAUGUUUACUUUUAUGAAUAUUUUAAAUUGACAUUGUUUUCACCUUUAUUUUAAUAAUAUUAAUAAUUAUAAAUUAUUGAUCUUGAGAGUCAUGUUCAGCUUUUAGGGCUGUCAAAGGCCUAAUGAGUUAAUUCAGUUCU